Messenger RNA from Paramecium octaurelia, 1101 nucleotides. Lineage: Eukaryota; Ciliophora; Oligohymenophorea; Peniculida; Parameciidae. The record is from the annotation of a GenBank genome assembly.
AUUUAUAUAAUGGAUUAGGGCACCUUUAAAGCACCAAAAGUUAAAUUAACUGAUUACGAAAUCCUUUAAACUCUGGGAACAGGAUCCUUCGGAAGAGUGAGGUUGGCAAAACACAAAUAAAAUGGUGAAUACGUAGCUCUGAAAAUGCUAAAAAAAGCUGAAAUUUUAAGACUUAAAUAAGUAGAUCACAUCAUAUCAGAGAAUACUAUUCUUUCUAAUAUAAGCCAUCCAUUUUUAGUAUGAUGUUAUUAUAGAUUAGAUAAAAAUGCUUGGAUUUACUCAGGAUGAGAGAUAUCUCUAUUUUCUUUUAGAAUAUGUUUAAGGAGGGGAGUUGUUUACGUAUCUCAGAAAUAAGGGUAAACUGGAAAAUGAAGAGGCUUAGUAAUUAUUCAAAUAAAUUAGAUUUUAUGCAUCUCAAGUAGUGUUGAUGUUUGAAUAUCUUCAUACCAAAAAUAUUGUUUAUAGAGAUCUUAAACCUGAAAAUCUUCUCAUUGGAUCAGAUGGUUACCUCAAAUUAACUGAUUUUGGAUUUGCCAAAUUUAUAGAUUCUAGAACUUAUACUCUGUGUGGAACACCAGAAUACUUAGCUCCUGAGAUUCUCCUUAAUAAAGGUAUAGAUUCAACUUACUAAAAUAAGGACACGGGAAACCAGUUGAUUGGUGGUGUCUGGGCAUUUUAAUAUAUGAAAUGUUAGCUGGAAUAGAUCCAUUUAAUGAUGAAGAUCCUAUGGCAAUUUACUAAAAAAUAUUAAAAGGAAAGGUGAAGUUUCCAAGGAAUUUCGACAAGUAUAUUUUUAUAUAUAUCCAUAUAGGGAAGCAAAAAGUCUGGUAAAACAUUUUUUGGUAGCUGAUUUGACAAAAAGAUACGGAAAUUCUAAAGGAGGAACAAAUGAAAUAAAAGCUCACAGAUGGUUUUAAAGUUUAGAUUGGGAAUUUCUACUUUAAAAGAAACUACAACCAAAAUAUAAACCAGUUGUAAAGUAAAUAUAUUUCUAAUCCUUCAAGAAAUAAGGGUGACACUUCAAACUAUUCCACAUAUCCUGAUAGUACAGAAUUACCUAAACCAGUAAAACCAACUGAUGACCCAUUUAUUAAUUGGUGA